This is a messenger RNA of Hermetia illucens (black soldier fly), 854 nucleotides long. Its product is annotated as MKRN2 opposite strand protein. The record is from RefSeq and is a predicted model, not a curated record. The coding region runs from base 130 to 735 and encodes 201 amino acids. Lineage: Eukaryota; Metazoa; Arthropoda; Insecta; Diptera; Stratiomyidae. The transcript has 3 exons.
AUAAAAUGCUUUCAUCAAUAGCAGGUGAUCCGGGAAUUAUAUGCUUUCAGCACUGCACAUCGAAAAUCUUUUGUGCCGAAUUCCCUGAACUAGUGUCCAACAUGUGGAUGUCGUCUAAGUGAGCAGAAAAUGAAAUUACUCCCAUUUCGUCUACCAUAUCCUUUUAUUCGGGCCUCACAGUAUCCUUGUGCUGUUGUUUUACGUCCUACAACUGGCGACUUUCUAAAUGAUUACAACAACUCCACCGACUUGCACAUAGCUGUAACUACAUCGAAAGGUACCAUAGUUGAAUUCGAUAGGAAUGGUCUUCAACGGCAUUCGGACAAAAGUGGACAAAGUUCUUGGUCACAAUGUUUGUUAGUUGAGAAUGUUCCGGAACCAUGGCAUGAACUUUGGGAUGAGGUCUUGUUACAGAUUUGUAAACAGCCUAAUUGGACAACUGACGAUUACAACGAGGAAGCGUACAAUUGCUACACAUUCGUCCUGACAUUCCUGCAGGCUGUGGGCUACAGUGCGCUGAGCAAGGAUGCCGAAAAUAAGACGUACUUCUGCGAGAAAUACAUCGUACCCCGGACCACAACAGCCGGAAAAUAUAUUUCAUUGUAUCGUAAAAUACGAGAUUAUGGAUUGUAUACACAUUCCGUCGGCAAGGAUAUGUCGAGCCAUAGUGGUAGCAGCGCAGCCGGGCUGAGGGGCAACUUCUACGGAGUGAAAUUGUGUACAAUUAAGGAGUAAGGAAGCAACACUUAAGGUUAGAUGAUAUGAAUAUGAUUCUGUGUGGAGAAAUAGGAAUAAUGUUUUCUUGCACUUGUGUUCUGGCUGUUGUACUAUUGUUAGAUUGAAUAAUUAAUAAA